AUGGUGCUUACGAAGGAAAAUGCCUCUAUUGGCAUUAUCGGCAUGGGAGACAUGGGCAAGAUGUAUACCCAGCGUCUCAGCAUGGCAGGGUGGAGGAUAAACGCGUGUGACAAGACUGAAAACUAUGAAGACCUGCAAAAAGAAUUCGCUUCUCAACAAGGAGUUACAAUUCUCCCGAAUGGACAUCUGGUUUCAAGAGUUAGCGAUUUCAUUUUAUACAGUGUAGAAGCUGGAGUUAUCGACAGGGUAGUCGCACAGUAUGGGCCAUCAACCAAGGUCGGUGCAAUCGUCGGUGGCCAAACGUCCUGCAAGGCCCCGGAGCUGGCUGCAUUCGACAAACACCUUCCCGCGGAUGUAGAAGUCGUAUCUUGCCAUUCCCUCCAUGGCCCUAAAGUGAAUCCUAAAGGACAGCCCCUGGUCCUGAUCAAACAUCGAGCCUCCGACGAGAGUCUUAAAUUCGUUGAAGAAGUCUUGUCUUCCUUCGAAUCUGAGUAUGUUUAUCUCACAGGUGAAAUGCAUGACCGCAUUACUGCAGAUACACAGGCCGUAACACACGCUGCCUUCCUGAGUAUGGGAACCGCAUGGCAAGCCAACAACCAGUUCCCGUGGGAAAUGUCACGUUGGAUUGGUGGAAUUGAGAAUGUAAAAAUCAAUAUUACAUUACGCAUCUACUCCAAUAAGUGGCAUGUCUAUGCUGGACUUGCUAUCCUCAACCCUGCUGCAAAGGAGCAGAUCCGGCAGUAUGCGCAAUCUGUGACUGAGUUGUAUAAACUCGUCAUUGGCGGACACAGAGAAGAGCUCAAGCGUCGGGUUAAGGCUGCGGGUGCCGCUGUCUUCAAAGAAGGAACGGAAGGACAAGAUUUGCUCCUGAAGGAUGAAGUGCUCGAUCGCUUUUCCCUUUCGAACCGGUCUCGCGAAAAGGCUCCUCCCAACAAUCAUCUCAGUCUGCUUGCAAUUGUUGAUUGCUGGUCAAGACUUGGCAUUGUCCCUUAUGACCACAUGAUUUGCUCCACCCCACUCUUUCGUCUGUGGUUGGGUGUGACCGAGUAUCUGUUUCGUAACCCCGAACUCCUUGAUGAGGCUUUGGAUACUGCGAUUGACGACAAUACUUUCCGUUCGGACGAUCUUGAAUUCACCUUUGCAGCUCGGGCCUGGUCCGACUGCGUUUCCUUUGGUGACUUCGAGUCUUACCGUCACCGCUUCGAACGAAUCCAAGAAUAUUUCGCUCCUCGGUUCCCAGAGGCCGCCAAGCUUGGAAACGAGAUGAUGAAGACUAUUCUCGAGAAGACGACCGAAUCAUCAUCAAAAUAA
Messenger RNA from Aspergillus wentii DTO 134E9, 1311 nucleotides. RefSeq names its product prephenate dehydrogenase (NADP(+)). Gene Ontology annotation, biological process: L-tyrosine biosynthetic process. The record is from RefSeq and is a predicted model, not a curated record. The transcript has 7 exons. Bases 1 to 1311 code for a protein of 436 amino acids. Gene Ontology annotation, molecular function: prephenate dehydrogenase (NAD+) activity; prephenate dehydrogenase (NADP+) activity; NAD+ binding. Lineage: Eukaryota; Fungi; Ascomycota; Eurotiomycetes; Eurotiales; Aspergillaceae.